AAUAAAAAAUAAAAUUGUAGGAAGACGACAACGUUCUUUUCUAAUUCUUAUUCGUUAGAGGUAAAUUAAACAAAGAUGGCGGCCUCCGUUAGAAUGCGACCUUCUGUAUUUAAAAGUUUAUAUUUUCACAGAACUUCAUGUAUUGUGUGUAGAGAGUGUCAAAGUUCAGCUUCCACAACAACAGAUGCUAAAUCUGAUGGUGGACCACCUGUACACAUUGAAAGAGAGCAUGUACCUAGAGGACAAGUUAAUAUUCCAAAGAAGAAAAAAAGAGAUUCACUGUCAAUAUUAAAAGCAUUAGCAUCAACAGUUGGCAGGGACCCAACUGCCCCAAAAUUUGUAUUUUUAGAUGAUCCUGCACUUGUUCCACGGAAAUCAGAGAGGGAGAAAGUACUUAUAAGUAAGGCAUCAGGAAAGAGAACAGCCCGCUUCAUGGUUAAUGAGUAUAGGAAUACAUUUAAUCAUGGUGCUGCAGCGCCUCCUGUGAAGGCAUACCAGCCUGAUGUAACAGAGUAUAUUUAUACAGAUGUAUGUACUGAUGCCCUUAGAGAGAGAAUUGCAAGAAGAGAGGUGGACGAUGCUAUAGAAGUAUAUAAUAGAUUGUUAGAAGAAGGUCAAGAUGUGAGUACAGAAAUAAAAUUAUCAUUUUUGGAGCUGCUGUGUGUGUUUGGGGGUAAAAACCCACCGCCGCCUUUGAUGCCAGAAGAAAGAAUGGUUGAGAGGAUACAAAUACAAAAUGAAGCACUAUCAUUUAAAAUACCAAUGGAAUUUGCUGAGGAGGUUUUCCACAGUUUGCCAGAGAAGACAGUUGAUGCUUAUAAUUGGAUAGCCAGGGGAAUGGCAAAGGCCAAACUAGCUAAAGGGUUGUAUUUCUACCAAGAAAUGAAGAAAUCUGAAAUCCCAGUAUAUCUAGGUACAUAUAAUGAGUUGAUUAGCUACUUGUCUCAGCAGAAUGUUGAUAGAAUGAAAGAAGUUGAGAACUACUUAACUUCAAUGAAGAAGGAUGGUAUUGCUCCAAACCUAGAGACAUUUCACAGUGUACUGAGAGCUUUAGAAUAUGGAGAUAGAAAUUAUGCUACAUUUGUUCCUUUAGUUCUUGCAGAAAUGAAAGUUUUAAAAAUAGAGCCCACUUUGCAAACAUUUGCAUUGGUUUUAUCUGCACUACGACCACCUAAGUCUGACAAACCUAUACCUUACAAACAAGGUCUUCAUAUUGUCAGUGACAUACAAGAAAUCAUAACGUAUAUGAGAGCACGAGGGCUUGAUAAAUACCGGGUUGAUCAUCCGAAAGAACACUUUUUAUUUGAAGCACUGAAGGAAUGUAAAAAGUUUAACGAUAUAGGUGUUGCGGAGAUGUUGUAUAAUGUACGGGAAGAGAUGGGCUACAACUACAUCUCUACAUCAUUCUUUGAGGACGAGAACUUCUUUGGUACCCUGCUUAGAAUGUAUGCUUUGACAGAGAACUCUGAUAAAUUGAUGGAAUUCUACAAUAAAGAAAAUACUUAUAAUAGUUCUUUAACUUUUCCUGUUAUACUGGCAGUUUUAGAUAACAUUGAAACACACAGUGCAUACCAGUAUUUGCCACAGCUUUGGGAAG
Molecule: messenger RNA, 1597 nt
Organism: Ruditapes philippinarum (Manila clam)
Lineage: Eukaryota; Metazoa; Mollusca; Bivalvia; Venerida; Veneridae
Product: small ribosomal subunit protein mS39-like
Biological process (GO): mitochondrial translation
Cellular component (GO): mitochondrion
Molecular function (GO): protein binding; rRNA binding; ribosomal small subunit binding
Source: RefSeq, a predicted model, not a curated record